AUGCACAAUCAACCACCGCCUUCUUCCUCCGGGGGCAUACAGCCACCCGGGGCACCAGCUGCAAACCCUAACAAUCAACUCAUAUAUUGGGAUGCAUCGAUCGCCCCAAACCCCUCUGUCCCCCAAUUCAACGACGAGUCCAGAGACCCCGCUGGUAUCUGGUCCGUAGGGGGCAGCACGACGGUGUCUCUAUCAGGCCACCAGGUAGCCCUAGACGAUGACACCAGCUUUCGCUCCACCCUAUCUCGUCACUUCUAUGCCGACAUUGACACCACACACACGGAUAUACUUCUCAUAAUCUGUGCUUUUGUCAGCGGCCUCGUCGACGGUCUCGCCUUCAACGCUUGGGGCAGCUUCGCCAGCAUGCAAACAGGCAAUGCCGUCUUUCUCGCCCUUGGCGUCUCGGGCCAACCAUCCCGGCCAGAAUACCGCUGGGCCAAAUCACUCAUCUCCCUCGCAACAUACAUGCUAAGCAGCAUCACAUUCAUCCGCGUCUCACGCGCCCUCGGCCCCCGCCGGCGCUCGACAAUGGUCCUCUCCUUCGGCGUCCAGACCGCCCUGCUCUUCAUAGCGGCCAUGCUAAUCCAAUGCUCCGUCGUCAGCCCCGAGCCCGAAGACCUGAGCGCCCCCAUGGAAUGGAUGCAAGCGCUCCCCAUCGCCCUGCUGGCCUUCCAAGCCGGCGGGCAAAUCUGUGCUUCGCGCACCCUGGGCAUAGACGAGAUCCCCACGGUCGUGCUCACCACGCUCAUCUGUGACCUGCUAGUCGACCCACACCUGCUGGCAAAGACUAACCAUAAGCGCAACCGGCGGGCCGCUGCCUUUUUGGCGCUGUUCGUGGGUGCUAUGACUGCCGGUGGGCUGACGAAGAUCACGGAGAUGGUGGCUAGCUUGUGGUUCGCGAUGGGCCUGAAGUUGGGGAUCACGAUAGCUUGGCUUGUUUGGAAGCCUGCUCGGGGGAGGAAGAAGGAUGUUGAGGGUUGA
Molecule: messenger RNA, 981 nt
Organism: Aspergillus campestris IBT 28561
Lineage: Eukaryota; Fungi; Ascomycota; Eurotiomycetes; Eurotiales; Aspergillaceae
Product: YoaK family protein
Exons: 2
Coding region: 1-981 (326 amino acids)
Cellular component (GO): membrane
Source: RefSeq, a predicted model, not a curated record